AUGAUUAAAGGAAAACUGAAAAAAAAAAAGAAUAAUGAAAGUGAUAAACUCGACAAAUGCGAAUUUUCACGUGAAAAACGGAUGGUUGAGGAUAUAGUACCCGCAAAAACAAAUUACAUAGACGCUCAUAAGAUUCGAAUAGCAAUUGAUGCUGUUGAAAAUGCAUUUAUGUAUAUUUUCGAGAUAUCCGCUGUCAGUACAUCAGCAAAUGAAUGGAUUUUUGCUGGUGCAUCAUCACUGCCAGAAAUGGUUUUUGCCAUUCCAGACCCAUGUCGUGACUAUCAGUUCCGCAUAAUCGUAAUUGUAAGGUCACUAGACCCAAGACAUCCUAUUAUUGUGUACCGUCCAAGAGCUAUACCAGUAAAUCUACCAGAAUUCGUAAUCAACGUGGAUGAGGUGGUAACGGAGGAAAUGACUUUCAAUGAUGUGGAAAAGAAUAUCGUAGUAUACGUAAAAUGGAAAAUUCCACGAGGUUAUAAAGACUCGGAUAUCUAUGGUUAUGAGAGCCCCGCCGUUUAUCCAAUUCAAUGUCAUUCACCUGAAGAUGAAUUGCCAACGCCAUCAAUUGAAAUGUUUAGUGGAGGUGGUCGAAUGAGAAUAUCACUACCUGCAGAAAUUCUUAAGGAAAAAUGCCGUUUGUGGGUGGAAGUACGAAUACUUCCAAAGUGCCUUAGAUUAGAGCCGUUCAGCAUACAACAAUCAGUUGAACUGGACUGUGAUAAAUUCAGAUCGAAUAUUAUCGAUGUAUGGGGAGCUAACGGAAACGCUACCGUUAUGUGGAAAAGUGUUAAUGGUUUUGGUAAACCCAUCUAUUAUCAUAUACGAUAUGGACCAGCGAAUAUGCAAGGCACACCACCACUUGUCUCAUGGAAGAUUUCAUCAUUAAAAGAAGAAAAAGCGCCAGGAAAUGUUUCCAUUAUCAAUUUUCUUGUCGAUAAAGACAUCGAAUAUGGUAUUCAAGUAUGUGGAGUAUAUAAUGAACAAAAGCAAAUGCCCAAAUUCGAAUUGGUUCGAGUCACACCAUUUAUUUGUAUAUCGUGUGGAAUAAAUGCAUCCGAAUCAUUUGGGAGUUGCGGUGAAUGUUCAAAAAUAGAAGGUCCUUUAUUAGUUAGUCGUCGAUGUCAUCCAGGAGGCGGGAUCGGUUGCACCACUUCAGUUAAUUCAACAAAAUUCGCUUUUGGUCAUAUAUCUUCAAUAGGUAGUGUAUUGGAAAAAGGGCAUGCGAAUUAUUCAAAGAAUUCAAUUUUUACACCGGCUAAUUCAACCUUGUUCAAACAGCUCAGUGUAAACAUCGCUUCAGUAAGCUCUAAUUCUAGCGUUCAACCGCUUAUUCAAAAGCUAACAUUUCCUUUUGAUAUUUCAUAG
Messenger RNA from Dracunculus medinensis (Guinea worm), 1365 nucleotides. The record is from the annotation of a GenBank genome assembly. NCBI's taxonomy places the organism in Eukaryota, Metazoa, Nematoda, Chromadorea, Rhabditida, Dracunculidae.